Messenger RNA from Lactuca sativa (garden lettuce), 846 nucleotides. Its product is annotated as mitochondrial fission 1 protein A. Gene Ontology annotation, biological process: mitochondrial fission; autophagy of mitochondrion; peroxisome fission. Gene Ontology annotation, molecular function: protein binding. Gene Ontology annotation, cellular component: mitochondrial outer membrane; peroxisomal membrane. The record is from RefSeq and is a predicted model, not a curated record. NCBI's taxonomy places the organism in Eukaryota, Viridiplantae, Streptophyta, Magnoliopsida, Asterales, Asteraceae.
UUUCGUUCAAGUGCUCACCCCUAUCCUUUCUUACCUCCUCGAUUUUAAUCUCGAGGACAAGGUGAGAGAUGCAUAUCUUCUUUUUAUUUUUUUCCUAAAUUCGUUAGCACCGGAAAGGAAUUCAUGGAAGCGAAGAUCGGAAGGUUCUUUGAGUCCGUAGGCGACUUCUUCUCAGGCAGUGAUCAGAUUCCUUGGUGCGAUUCCGACAUUGUCGUUGGUUGUGAACGUGAGGUUAAUGAAGCUGAAAAAGGUUCUAAAGAUGAACUAAAACAUGAGUGUCACAUGCGUUUAUCAUGGGCUCUUGUUCAUUCAAGGAGACCUGAAGAUGUACAACGUGGGAUAGCAAUGCUUGAAGCUUCAUUGGUGGAUACUAAUAGCCCGUUACAAACAAGAGAAAAGAUGUAUCUACUUGCUGUUGGAUAUUAUAGAAGUGGUGAUUACUCUAAAAGCAGACAACUUGUUGAUCGCUGCUUGGAGAUAGCACCCAACUGGAUGCAGGCAUUGAAUCUGAAAAGAACAAUUGAAGACCAUAUUAAAAAAGAUGGUGUAAUUGGCAUAGGCAUUGCUGCAACCACCAUCGGGGUUGUGUUUGGUGGAAUUGUGGCGGCAAUGGUUCGCAGGUAGCAGUAGCACCACCUCAAAUGUGUUGUUUGAUAUGUGUUUUAAAGAUUUUUUAUUUUUUUUAUUAUUAUUUUAUUUAUUUAUUUUUUUUGUUUGUUUGUUUAGAGGUAGACUGCUGGAAUAUACAUUUAUAGCACUUUCGAAAUCUCAAAAUAGAAUCUUGAAACACUUUGCCUAAUUCAAAACAUAAUUCAAGAAAUUUAAUUUCAAUUUUUGUGAGGGAAA